AUGAUAGUAGAUAUCCUCCACGACAUCCGCAUCUGGACCCUAUUUGCCCUCCUCAGCGGCGUCUACAUCUACAUCCAGAACCACCGGCGCCGCCCAUCCUUCCCCGUAAUAAACACCCACGCAAACGAUCUCUUCGGGCGAAAAGCCAACCAAGACUACGUCACCAAUGCCUCCGCCCUAAUAACCACCGGCCUCACCACCCACCCGGCACGCCCCUUCGCCCUCGCCCUCCCCAACGCCUACAAAGUUGUCCUCCCAGCUUCCCUGACCAACUUCGUCAAAUCGAACCGAGACUUAGAUCACAGGGACUUAGUGCGUCAAGACUUCUACGCAGGAUAUCCCGGUUUCGAAGCUCAGGAUGUGUUGCACGCGUCUGGGGAUAUGUUGCUGGACAUCAUCAAGACGAAACUAGGGCAGAAUGACAGUGUUAUGCCUGUUCUGAGCGAAAAGUUGGUUAGUGCAUUGCGUGCGCACUGGGGUGAAGAGAGGGAGUGGCGGAUGCUGAACUGGCAUGCCGAUACCACGGUCAUAAUCGCGCGCGCUGCUUCGUCGGUUUUUGUUGGACCGGAGAAGUGUGAGGACGAGGAGUGGUUGAAGCUUGUGCAGGGAUAUGUCAUGGCAUAUUUCUCUGCGGUAGGCGAAUUGCAUGCGUAUCCAGCAUGGUCGCGACGCAUUAUCCAGCGAUUCUUCUCACCCAGUGCAUCUGCAUGCCGGAAACACGUCGCCCGCGCGAGGCAAAUCAUGAAAGACGUCCUCGCGGAUCGAAAACGCCGAGUUGAAGGGGCGAAGGCAGAAGGCAGGGAUAUACCCGUUUGGAACGAUGCACUUGCGUGGACGCAGGCUGCUCCAGGAGGCAAAGAAGCGGAGGCGGGCGAUUUGCAACUGUCGCUUGGGAUGGCGGCUAUGUUCACCACGAGUGAGCUGUUUAGGCAGGUUCUGAUCGAUGUGGCAUCGCAUCCGGACGUUAUCGCGCCGUUGCGCGAAGAGUCACAGCAGCAGAUUGCUAAGCACGGUGUCUCAGUCGCUGCGACAAAUGGGAUGGUGCUGAUGGAUAGUGUACUGAAAGAGAGUCAGAGAAGGAGUGCGGCCGCAGGUAUCUAUUCCCCUCCCUUCAUCUAUACUUCCAUACGACGCUCUGGAUAA
This is a messenger RNA of Alternaria infectoria, 1143 nucleotides long. RefSeq lists its product as uncharacterized. The transcript has a single exon. The record is from RefSeq and is a predicted model, not a curated record. The coding region runs from base 1 to 1143 and encodes 380 amino acids. NCBI's taxonomy places the organism in Eukaryota, Fungi, Ascomycota, Dothideomycetes, Pleosporales, Pleosporaceae. Gene Ontology annotation, molecular function: monooxygenase activity; iron ion binding; heme binding.